AUGCAAGGCUUCAACAUGGGUCGCUACCGGCCCCCCACCGCCGAUCCCCGCACCACACCCUUCAACGCCACCCACCCUCUCGGCGCCCGCGCUCGUCGCCUCCACACCCACGGCAUCCUCGUCGUACGCUUCGAAAUCCCCUUCAACGUCUUUUGCCUCUCCUGCUCCACCCAUCUUUCCCAAGGUCUACGCUUCAACGCUGAGAAACAGCAAGCUGGAGAAUACCUCUCUACGAAGAUCUGGAGCUUCGCUGUCAAGUGUCCUUCGUGUUCGGGUCGAAUCGAGAUCAGGACCGAUCCGAAAAACGCACAGUACGUGGUGGAAAGUGGGGCCAGGAAGCAGCAGCAGGAUUGGGAUCCGGAGGAGUACGGUGGUUUUGCAGUGUACGAUAGUAAGAAGGGAGAAGAGAUUGAGCCGAAGGAUGCUUUUGAUAGGCUGGACAAGGAGAAGGCGGAAACGAGGUUGGCAGAGCAGAGGCAGAAACGCGUGCAAGAGCUGCAGCAUGUAGCAGAGAGGAGAGGCUCAGAUCCGUACGCAGCGAAUUCGAGAUUGAGGAGCGACUUUAGGAAGGACAAGAGGAAACGAGUCGGUCAGCUGGAGAAGGACAUACAGUUGAAAGAACGGAUCGGGUGGAGAGACGACACGAUGCUCGCUGAAGAACUCACCCCCACGCUCACCCCCACGGCAGCCCACAGGGAGAAAGCGCUGUGGAACCAAGCCAGCACGAGCAGACGGAAGCUACGCAGCAAAAGCGAAAACCCGGCGGAAAGGUUGAAAGCCUCCUUGGUGGCUGCUACGCUGAAGAAGAAGGAUCCUUUCUGGAAGGAGAUCGCUGCUACUAAGGGAGCAGAAGGAGAUGCUUCGAAAGCGUCGAAACGCGCCUGA
Pseudozyma hubeiensis SY62 is the source of this 885-nucleotide messenger RNA. RefSeq lists its product as hypothetical. The record is from RefSeq and is a predicted model, not a curated record. Gene Ontology annotation, cellular component: post-mRNA release spliceosomal complex; U2-type spliceosomal complex. Lineage: Eukaryota; Fungi; Basidiomycota; Ustilaginomycetes; Ustilaginales; Ustilaginaceae. Gene Ontology annotation, biological process: mRNA splicing, via spliceosome. The coding region runs from base 1 to 885 and encodes 294 amino acids. The transcript has a single exon.